GUGUGUUCUACAUUUUUGUGGGACCAUAUCAGAAAUAAGUAUUGUUUUAAAUUGUGUUAUCCCUGUCACAUUUUUUUAAAGAUGCAUGCAUCAAGAAGGUGCUUUAUUUUUCCUGGCAAAUAAAAUCAAACAUUUAAAGAAAUGAGAAGAAAACAUAGCAUUAUUCAUUUCUAAGCUAGCCAUUUCAGACAAAGGCUGCCAUUUCCCUGACGUGUUGGGUCUUUACAUUGACAUAACCAUACAUAAUGGAUGUAUGUGGGUCCAGACUGAGAUUGAGCUGUGAUAUGUGAUCUGGGUCCAGACUGACUGGAGAGGAGAAUAUGUCUACAGGCUGUGGGUGUGUGAGGUCGCCCCCAGAGACAACGGAACACAGGCUGCUGGGACGACAGGAGCACCACUAUCAGAUGAUGGAGUCUGGGGGCACCCUGCUGGAGCCAGGGACAGGAAUGACCAGAGAUGUGAAAGGGAAACACUGUCCUGAGGCUGUGUAUGCAGAGCAGCAGCCUAAUGAACAGGAACUGAAGAAACCACGCAGGAAGGAUACACCCGUUCUCAACACUCCCCCACUCAUACCAGGUGUGAGGCUGACGAAAGGAGAGAAGAGAAUGAUACACAGGGAAGACGAAGAGAAGGAUGGAAAAAACUAGAAAAUCCAUUGGAUGAUCCUGCGUAACAGUUUUCUGUGGGGAU
Messenger RNA from Esox lucius (northern pike), 690 nucleotides. It is a transcript of the gene ppp1r17, whose product is annotated as protein phosphatase 1 regulatory subunit 17. NCBI's taxonomy places the organism in Eukaryota, Metazoa, Chordata, Actinopteri, Esociformes, Esocidae. The record is from RefSeq and is a predicted model, not a curated record. Gene Ontology annotation, molecular function: protein phosphatase inhibitor activity. The coding region runs from base 321 to 647 and encodes 108 amino acids. Gene Ontology annotation, biological process: regulation of phosphatase activity. The transcript is spliced from 3 exons.